Aspergillus calidoustus is the source of this 1269-nucleotide messenger RNA. The record is from the annotation of a GenBank genome assembly. NCBI's taxonomy places the organism in Eukaryota, Fungi, Ascomycota, Eurotiomycetes, Eurotiales, Aspergillaceae.
AUGAAGAGCCUCAUAAUCCUUCAAUUUCUCUACCUCACCACCCUAGGUGCGACCCAGGGAUUCCCCAAGUCCUACCGGCCCACCCGAAUCAACCCGCGCCAGACGCUCAAUGCGCGGCGGACAAACUCCAGCAGCAUAGAAGCGAGGGAUAUAUUCGAUUUCACCUCAAAGACUCUGGUAAAACGAGCGUGUCCGUCGGGGUAUACCAUAUGCAGAAGUAGCAUCAGCCCUCCUCGACUCUGGCCCCUAUGCACAAUUCAAAAGCUAAUAACCAGAUCUCCAGUCGACAGCUGCUGCCCCGCGCCCGCAGACAUGUGCUGCCUAGACGAAACAUGCAUCACCGAAGCCACGGACGAAUGCUGCGUCGGCGGCGGCGCCUGCCUCGACGGCAAGGAAUGCUGCAACGACAAGUGCAUGCCGCGCGGCGCCGAGUGCUGCUACUUGGGUGACGGAUACUGUGACGCUGGCGAGACGUGCUGUCCCGAUGACACGUGCGCCCCCGUCGGCGGCGAGUGCUGCUAUCUGGACGGGGGUGCGUGUGAUGCUGGAGAGCAGUGCUGUCCCGGCGGUGGUGGCUGUGCGCCGGCUGAUGCUGAGUGCUGUGCUUGGGAUGGAUAUUGUCCGGCCGGUUCGAAGUGUAGUUAUUGGAAUGGGAGGGAGGUCUGUUGUCCGCUCGAGGGGUGUUCGUCGGGCAUUGAUAUUGAUAUUGGGGACGACGAUGAUGAUGAUGAUGACGAGGAUGAAGAUGUUGAUGUUGAUAUCGAGGUCGCGACAUACACUCAGAUCAUCUACUGGUACUACUGGGUGUACUACUACAUAGAGAUCUGGAUCUCCGUCGAAGUCGACGUCGACGUCGACGUCGACAUGUCGCUGACUUCGUCCUCCGAGCGGACCUCUUCAACAGCCACCGUGUCGGCUUCAAACUCCCGAGAGGCGAGUUCCCAGUUUGAAGACAUCAGCACCAGCGUCAGUUCGGCCGCCGCCAGCAGUACCCCGGACCUCGAUACCAUCCCUACAAGCACGAGCACGAGCACGAUUGAUGGCCCUCUGACGGACAUUACUUCUUCGACGACAGAGAGGGACUCGAGCAGCACGUCCACAUCCACAUCCACAUCUACGACGUUCUCCGCGGAGUCUGCAGACCCAUCGGACACAGAAGACUCAGGCGAGGGUAUACAUGACGGACGGGCGCCGAGGAUUGCGAGUGGGAAGGGUUUGCUAUGUCCGGUGCUCGCGGCUGCCUGUUUCUGUCUCAUGAUAACGUUGUAG